UCUUAAAUUCUAGAAUUCUAGCGUAAACCCCCAGACCUGGAACGAUAAAUUGGCUUUCAAGGGUAAGGAAUAUUUUUUAUUGGGAGUCCCUCCGCCCCAAGGUCCAUUCUCCCUGAGUGGCGGUCUGGAGGCUGCAGCUAGCCCGAGGGAAGGAGCCAGAGGGGGCACUUUUCCCGAGGGUGGGCGGCCGGGGCGGGGCCACGAGCAGCCCGAAGUGUCAUUCGGCUCGGCCCGAAUCCCGCAGCUGAGGGGGGAAUGGGGCGGUCCCGAGGCUGAGCCCUAGGACAGGGCGGGCCAUGGGCUCUGGGCCGGGGCCCCGCCCUCCCUCCACCCUCGCCACCUGAGACAGGUGGAGCCGCCAGAGUGGCUGGAGGAGUCAUGUCCGAGAAGGAGCCGGACCAAGCGCCGGGGCCCCCGGAGGAUUCGGCGCCGCGAUGUCCCGAGCACGACCUGGAGCUGAAAUGGUUCUGCAGCUCCGAGCGGCGGCUCGUGUGCGCCAGCUGCAAGGGACUGGGGGGCCCUUGCCGAGAGCACCACGUCCGGAGGGCGGAGGAGCGGGCGGAGGAGCUGCGGAACAAGAUAGUGGAUCAGUGUGAGAAGCUGCAGCUACAGAGUGCUGGCAUCACCAAAUACAUGGCUGAAGUCUUGCCUCGGAAAAACCAAAAUGCAGCGACCUUGGCCAGUGGGGCCCGGGAGAUAGUGAUCCAGCGGCUGGGCCUGGUGAAGAAUGUGUGUGAGAGUGAGGAGCAGAGGCUGCUGGAACAGGUACACACGGAGGAGGAGCGAGCCCACCAGAGCAUCCUGACCCAGCGGUCCCAUUGGACCGAGGCCUUACAGAAGCUCAGCACCAUCCGCACCAACCUAGUGAGCAUGCUCACUGAUCUCGAUGACCGCAGCCUUGUUCAAUCAGAGCGGGAGAUUUUUGAGAGGACUGAGGAAGCUGAGGGAAUCUUGGAUCCCCAGGAAUCUGAGAAGUUAAAUUUUAAUCAGAAAUGUGUUCGGAGCCCAUUAUUGACCCAGCUCUGGGCAUCGGCUGUUCUCUGCUGCCUAUCAGGUACUGAGGACAUACAGGUGGAUGAGAGGACCAUCAGUCCCUUUCUCCGACUGUCAGAGGACAGGAAGACCUUAACCUUCAAUCCCAAGAAGUCUAAGGCCUAUGCAGAUGGCCCAGAACGCUUUGACCACUGGCCCAAUGCCCUGGCUUCAACCUCCUUCCAGGGUGGCCUUCAUGCCUGGAUAGUGAAUGUAGAGAACAGCUGUGCCUAUAAGGUGGGAGUCUCCUCGAGCCAGCUGCCCCGAAAGGGUUCUGGCAGUGACACCCGCCUUGGCCACAAUGCUUUCUCCUGGGUUUUCUCUCGCUAUGACCAGGAAUUCCGGUUCCUGCACUGCGGUCAGUACCAGCCUUUGGCGCUGCUGCGCUGUCCAGACCGCAUUGGGGUGUUGUUGGACUUGGCAGCGGGUGAGCUGCUGUUCUAUGAGCCCACCUCGGGGGCCCUCUUGUGUUCCUACCAUGCCCAGUUUGAGGGCCCUAUCUUUCCCGUCUUUGCUGUGGCUGACCAGAAAAUCUCCAUUGUUCAGUGAUGGGCUUCUCUCCUGAUGCUCGAAGAGUUCCCUCCUCCCUGGCCCACCCCCAACCUCACGGUGCCAGGUUUUCCCCAUUGUGCAUGCCCAGUAGCCGUAUAUCACCUACAGCAGAUAGUGGUGGGAAGAUGGAGCUGAGGCGGGCUUCCAACUGGGGUUCCACCUUUGAGGGCCUUGGUGUUGGUGAGGAGCAUGCCCUCACCCCUUGGUCGCCUCUUUUCCCCAUCAUUCGUUCUUUAAGUAGCUGAUAUGGGAGGAUGGGGAAAGGAGAGAGAGGGCAGUAGAGGAAAGAACAUUUGCCUGGGAGUCAAAUGCCUGGGUCCUAGUUUCAGCGCAUCGCUAACUCACUGUGUGUGUCCAGUAAUUUGUUUGAUCUUGUUAGGCAUCAAUUUCCUCAUGUGUGAGGGUAGAUGAGCUGAAGGUGAUCAUUAGCUCUCACAGUCAGUGAGCAGAGUUCGCCGGCAUUAACUAUUUCUGGUUCCUCGGGUAGUGACUGCUUAUCACUGCCAGGUCUGUGUUUAUAGCCCCUUUUCUUCUGUUCUGGGGACUCACCAGGUCCACUCUCCCACUUUCUGGAUGCUGGGUACUCCCUGGACCCCUACAUCCAUCCGAGGUUGUUAGGUAGGCUCUCCUACCAGGUGCUAACUUCAGCUGGAGCUCUGGGCCAGUCCUGCUGAGAGUUGCUGGUAGCAGAUGGCUUUUCCCUAGCCCAGCCUGAUAGAUGUCUCCAGUCUUUCACCUUCUCUUGUCUCAGCCAGUACCCAUUCUCGAGGGCUAGGAGUUGGGCACAUGAAUAAGGAGCCUGAGAGGGGACGGAGUGGAAGCAUGGAUGCCUAAUGGCAGGGCAGGCUCCUGAGGAAGUGUCUGGCUGUGGGAAACAUUUAAAUUAUUAAAAGGUUUGGGAAAAAAAUUCAAAUUCCUGGUUUCUUUUGUCCUUGUUCCUUUGCUGGUAAUUGAGUAUGCCUCAUAUCCUUUUUUUAAAAAACCCUUAUUUUCUGUCUUAGUAGCAAUUCUAAGAUAGAAGGGCAAGUGUUGGGCAAUCAGGGUUAAGUGACUUGCCCAAGGUCAUACAGCUAGCAAGGAUCUGAGGCCAGAUUUAAACCCAGGUUCUCUUGAUUCCAGGACUGGCAACUCUAUUCUGUGUCACCUAGCUGCCCUAUGUUCUGAUCUCAUCAUCCCCCAGAGCUAUCUGAGAGUUCGUUGCACCAUUAUUUGUACUAGAAAAUGUAUGCUUUCUCCACUCCCAUAUGCCUUCUCAAAACUGGAAGAGGAAAUGAUGGAAAAAAAACACUGGACUGGGCAGUCAGGAAGUUUGGGGUCUAAUUAUGCCUUUGACCUAAGAGCAUGUUGCCCUUAAGCAAAUCACCUCAUUGUACUCCUGACUUCAGUUUCCUCAUUCAGAAGAGAAGGGAGGAAGGGAUGCUGGGCCAUUCUUUGGUUCUACCAUGGCAAUACUGGCAAAAACUCAACUGUUUACAAAUCUUUUAACUUUCAUCAAUAUGGCAUCAAUUUGGCAAUGGAAUGUCUCUCUAUGCUUACAAUGGAUUAAUCUGUCUUUGUAAACUGCCACAUAUGUAUUGAUUUUAAAGUUUAUAAAGAUCUCUAUAGCCCUGUAAGCAGA
Monodelphis domestica (gray short-tailed opossum) is the source of this 3202-nucleotide messenger RNA. It is a transcript of the gene BSPRY, whose product is annotated as B-box and SPRY domain containing. Gene Ontology annotation, molecular function: protein binding; zinc ion binding. NCBI's taxonomy places the organism in Eukaryota, Metazoa, Chordata, Mammalia, Didelphimorphia, Didelphidae. The record is from RefSeq and is a predicted model, not a curated record.